AUGACACGUCUCCUACCAGCUAUUCCAUCUCGUCACUCACUAGACGCCAUUAACAAUUCUUCGGACAAUGCAGUCACUGGACUUCACCAAACGGGUGUAUAUUCCACACACACAAGAUUCUUGGACGACGAUGAUAGUCCAACUGAGAACGAAGCUCAUCAGCUCCGUGUCCAAAUCACUCGCUGUCCUGUCGAAGCAGGCAAUCGAUUCGGUCACCUCAAUGAACUGUCCAAGUUUAACAAUCUUUGGACUAAAAAGGCAUGGACGUCGGAACUGUUGACUCUUCGAAAUCGUCAAGAGAUCGAAUCUAUCCCGACUUCGCGAAUUCAUAUCACAGAAAAAACGCGGAAAACACAAUUCAAGUUCAACGCCCUUCCUGUUGAAAUCCGAGAAAUGAUAUAUGAAUAUACUCUUCUCAGACCUCUUGAGAAGAAGAAGAAAUCCGCAUCUAAGGCGCCUGUAUUCCUCAGAGCCCUAAAGAUAUACGGCGCGCAGAGUCUUUAUCUCGAAGCGAAGACUACCUUCCAUUCCAUCAAUCAAUUCACAUACAAUAUUGUAAAAACUCUUAAGUUUGCAGAUCCUGAAGUAUGUUGGAUGUUUCGAGAUUUACUUUUGAUUAUACCUACCACCUUCACCCCAUUAUCACAGAUUCCAACCCAGAUGUCUAUUCUUUAUUCUUCUCUCCGUCAUUUAACACUUCGUAAGAUGUUCUCCUAUGAACACGGCGGAUUCGAAACGUUUCUCACACACUCAUUGCCGAAAUUCGAAAGAUUGAUCAGCGUGAAAGUCGAAUGCGAGUAUGGGAAAUUUCUCACUACAUCAUUUGUUCAAAAUCAGGAUAGAUGGAUAUCUCUAUUGAACAAAAUGAUCACGGGGGAGAAUGGAGAGUUUGUACAAGGUAUACAGAUGGAAGAGAAGGAACCCAGUGGCAACGCACCGAGUGCUCCUACUUGGGUUUGGACAGUUGAAAAUGGCAACUCGGGAGAAAUUAGAACGAUGGAUGGUAUGAAAAGAGAAAUAACCUUGGUUAUUAAGCAAAGAGUCUCUCAUGUCAAAUUUUAG
Messenger RNA from Botrytis deweyae, 1062 nucleotides. RefSeq lists its product as uncharacterized. NCBI's taxonomy places the organism in Eukaryota, Fungi, Ascomycota, Leotiomycetes, Helotiales, Sclerotiniaceae. Bases 1 to 1062 code for a protein of 353 amino acids. The record is from RefSeq and is a predicted model, not a curated record. The transcript is spliced from 2 exons.